Molecule: messenger RNA, 3269 nt
Organism: Nezara viridula (southern green stink bug)
Lineage: Eukaryota; Metazoa; Arthropoda; Insecta; Hemiptera; Pentatomidae
Source: the annotation of a GenBank genome assembly
AAAUUAGCAUAAUUUAUGCUUUCGAUUCGCAAAAACUCACAAAUAACCUUAACAUAUGUUAACCUUAUGAAUCAAAUUAUUUAACUACGCCUCUUUCGGAAAUACACAACGAAAUUCCUGUAAUACGGACAGGAGUCCUCGAAAGAACUUUGGAAAACCUUUCUGCCAUCGAAAAAAUUAUAUUUUUUGCCAAAAAUGAACCUUUGCAAGUUUGAGGACGGCGAAAUAGCGCCGGCCUGUCCGAAGAAACGUAAGGAACCUCCUGAGGUGCUUUCUUAUCAACAACAAAUUUUGGCACAGGCCAAAAGCUUAGGGCAACUGCGGAGGCAUUACGUGGCUCGUAAGUGUUACGAAAACAAAAUAGACGAGAGGAAGGCACUAGAAGACAUAUGCCGAUACAAAACAUGUUACCCCUGUUCAUCUGAACUCCAACUUUUGGAAAUCCUUAUAAAGAACAAAGCAUGCCCUGACACGAUCAUAUAUCAAACUUACAUUGUCGAGGCAGAUAGAGGAAAAUGUUCAGGAGCUGAUGAAACGUUUCGGAAACUCAAGCAGAAAACUCCUGCGUCGGUCAAAAGGCGUCUCAUCCGACCAUGCUGCGAUGAAGAUGAUCCCCUAGGAUCGAGCCAACGGAAGGGCCGCAUGCCUCAACCAGAGCAGAGAUCCACGCCUAUACCUCAGCAAAGAUCCAAGCCUAUACCUCAACAGAGACCCAGGCCUACACCGCAGCAGCGAUCAACGGCUAGACCUCAGCAGAGAUUCACUCCAGCCCCCAGGGGAGCCGCUGGUGCACCCAGACCACAGCCUAUGUACCAAGGUUCACCCUGUCCAGUUGGACCUCCAAGGCAAACUCCACGACCUCCCUGUUCACCGUGCGCAGUUCCUGCUUCAACCUGUCCAGGUCCCCGCCCACCCUAUCCCCCACCUAUAACACGUCUUACACCAUGUGAAAAAUCUUCCGUCUGUCCAAUCCCUCAAAGGGAACGGCCUAUUCAAGCAUCGACACCCAUAGCGGAAGGAGGUGCUUCAUAUUUUGGUUCUCCAGAUGAAACUCCUGCAUUUCUCCUCUCUCCAGGAGAUACCCCGGUGACAGUGUGUAAAAGGAAAACCAGAAUACCAAUUGCUAUUCGACAAGAUUUAUCGAAAUCUCAAAAACGUCAAGCAAGGGAUACCACCGGUAGCAGGAUUCCUUGUCCAAUAUCCACGCAGGUUCCAAGGAGUACCAGAUUUUCAAGAGUACAGGAUGAAGGGCCCUGUGCUCCAGAAAGCAAGAAAAAAAUUACAUUUGGUGGCACUCAAGUAUCUUACUUUGAAGACACAUUACAAAAUCUAGUCGGAGAAACUCGGCUCGAAGACACAGAAUUUCUGGCUGCACCACUUUCACCAGCCAUGCUAGCCCGACAGCCCCAACAAUUCCAAGAGUACAAAUCAAUGAUUGACCAAGAAAAGAAGGAGAUAAGAGAGAUGCAUAAUGUUGUUACACAGCUUAUGGAUAGGCCCGAAAAAGUGGAAUUCAAGGAUAUGUACUCUCUGGUACCACAGAUAUCAUACUUGGAAGAGACAUUGACAGAAACAGCUCCAGAAGUUGCAGCAGCGAUGCUCCAUUCUGACGAACUCGGCCUCAACCUGAAGUCGCCACCAACGGAAGUAUACAACACCCUCUUCAAGGGAGGUGAUAUGGAUAAAACCCUAAUCAAAGUAACACCAGAAGAAAAUGCUAAGUCUGUGGCACCCUUGAGUAGUGAAGGUUUUCAAGCAACACUGCUCGGAUAUGAACAACAAGGUCUUUUUGAAAAUGUUAGUCCAGAACUAAGUUAUGAUCUACCUGAAAUGCCAGAUUCUAAAAAACAAGAAGGCGAAGAAGAUGGUGAAUAAAUUUAGCUAAAUCUCAUCCUACAAAAUAAGUACUGUGUUAUCAAGUAAUGGAGGUGGUGUGCCGUACUCAUAAUGCCAUACAAGCAUUCAUAACUGAAUAAAUACAUUUAAAAAAUACCUAAUAAAAUGUAGAUUGGAUUGAAAUGAAAAGCAGCAAACAUAAUCUUAAAAUUUUUGAGGACCACCUCCUUCUGAAAGAUUAGGUUUUAUAUUGAAUGUAAAUUAACAGGUAUGGAUGAUGAGAGGAGGGAUUCAUUCAACUUACUAAAAAAUUAUUUUUUCCAUCCAGAGAAAUAGGUGAAAACCUGAAAUCGAAAUUUGCCAGGGGGGUGAGAAGUACAACCUGUGCCAACACAGGAGACAGUUUAAAAACUAGUUUUUCAGUUCAAAAACCCUUCAUUGUCAAGAAUAUGACAAUUUGCCUGAGACUGUAAGUUAUUUAGAGCACGGUUAACAAAACGAAAAAUUUGAAAUUGAUAAAAUAGAAAAAUAUAGAACCUCUAUAGUAAACAGAAUCGAAGUUCAGGAUAAUUUGAAAAAAAAAUAAAAUGUAGACUGGUAUUGACAAUAACUUUACAUUAAUGAUAUUUAUGUUUCUGAGUCCAAAGAUAACCUUGAACUGAAAUAAACAGCAUAGGAAACAAAAAUGACAAUGUUUGUGAAAAUUACCCCUAUAUUGCUUUUUAACUAACCCAAAAUCAUUCGCUUGAAUAAAAUGCAUAUCAUAAUCCAAAUUCAUCUUAUCCGAUUUAACUACCAGAAAAUUAUUGGGGAGAAUAAUAAUCUGAAUCGGAAAACAUAUAUUUUUUUUUCAAACAAAAAUGUUAUAAUCUUAUAUUGUCAUACUUAGCAUUGUGAAGGUUGCGCAUUGAAGUGAGGAUGAAACUUUUCAGAAGGUGAUGAAUAUGACAGUGCUAGAAAACAAGAUGAACAGUCACCUGGCGAAGAAGGGGCUGAGCAGCAGUCGGGAGAAAAUGGUCGGGAGUCUCAAAGAAUGCCUAGUAUACAUUCUGGAAAAUCGGAGGAUUCCAAUCAAGCAAUGUUCGAUGUACAGCUCCAAAUAGAUUUGCAGAGCGCUUGUGACUUUUACCAAAUAAGGGGUUCCCAACCACCCUCGUGGUUUCCUGGAUAUUUUGUUGCAUUGGGAGAUGGCACAUCUAUAAAUGUUGUUAAGAAACCAUGGCAGGUUCUUGAGAAAGCAUGGAGGAAAUUCGAGCCAAGUUCAAUGAAACCUGACAAGGGCACAUACGUUCUGGGUAUUUAAAAGUUGCACAUACCUGGCAUUUGUUCAAGUAGUACUCAGCUGUCUUGUGCUUCUACGAGGAUUCUGUCUUUGACAUUCUAUCCGCAAAUAAAACAUAAAAUUAAAUAACCCGGUUCUUUUUAAUAUAAUU